This is a messenger RNA of Zychaea mexicana, 995 nucleotides long. RefSeq names its product ribose 5-phosphate isomerase A-domain-containing protein. The record is from RefSeq and is a predicted model, not a curated record. The coding region runs from base 47 to 760 and encodes 237 amino acids. Gene Ontology annotation, molecular function: ribose-5-phosphate isomerase activity. Gene Ontology annotation, biological process: pentose-phosphate shunt, non-oxidative branch; D-ribose metabolic process. Gene Ontology annotation, cellular component: intracellular membrane-bounded organelle. Lineage: Eukaryota; Fungi; Mucoromycota; Mucoromycetes; Mucorales; Lichtheimiaceae. The transcript has 5 exons.
CCGUCAUUUCAUUCGUCGUUCUCUCACAACAGCAACAAGAAGCACCAUGGCAAGCGCAGUUGAAGCAGGCAAAAAGUUGGCAGCUUACCAAGCCGUCAAUGAUUAUAUCACUCCCGAACACAAGGUUGUUGGCAUCGGCUCUGGAUCCACCGUUGUCUAUGCCGUCGAACGUAUCUUGCAACGUCCCGAACUCAAGAACAUUGUCUAUGUACCCACUAGCUUCCAGUCCAAGCUGUUGAUCAUUGAAGGCGGCCUGACCAUGGGCACUGUUGAACAAUACCCCGAAAUCGAUGUGACGAUCGAUGGUGCUGAUGAAGUGGAUGGUCAGCUCAACGCCAUCAAGGGUGGUGGUGCGUGCCAGUUCCAAGAAAAAGUUGUUGCCGAGGCAGCAAAGAAGUUUGUGAUUAUUGCUGAUUACCGCAAGAAGUCCACCAAGCUCGGUACUCAGUGGCUCAAGGGUGUUCCCGUUGAGGUUGUGCCCAUGACGUACAAGAGUGUCAUUCGAGCGCUCGAGAACAAGCUCUCUUUGAAGCCACAGCAGGUCACUCUUCGCAUGGCUGUGAACAAGGCCGGACCCGUUGUGACGGAUAAUGGCAACUUUGUGGUGGAUGCCCACUUUGGCGCAAUCGAGGACCCUACGGCUUUGUUGAAGGAAAUCAAGCUGUUGACGGGCGUUUAUGAAGUUGGCUUGUUUUGCAACAUGGCAGAGACGGCCUACUUUGGUGAAGCCGAUGGCACUGUGAGCACGCUUAAAAAGUAGUAUGUUAGUCCAACAAAAACACCAUCAUCACUUCAUGCUACGUGGGAAAGGUACAAGAGAGAAAGGGAAAGAGAGAGAGGAAAAUUCAUAUUGUACAUAUAAUAAGACUGUUGAAAACUGGGUUCCUGGAAAAACGUUCGUGCCGCUUAAAAGUCCUUUGUACUUGGUGAGGCUGAUGGUUGCAUCAAAUGUAAAAUACGAGAAUCGCGGGGGGAUAGGAGUGGGCCACCACUAC